This is a messenger RNA of Owenia fusiformis, 792 nucleotides long. The record is from the annotation of a GenBank genome assembly. NCBI's taxonomy places the organism in Eukaryota, Metazoa, Annelida, Polychaeta, Sabellida, Oweniidae.
UAAAAAUAACUUCAGCAACAAGAUUUUCAUUCUAACUUAAAGUCGGAACCAGCUACAUUUGAAGCUCUCAACAGCGGACAAUUGGAUUUAUCAAAAGGCAAACUAGAAUAAUCUAUAUAAAAUACACUCUAAUCAUGCCGGCUAUACACACAACAUACGAUUGUCAUUGUGGGAAACAGUUCAAACACGCCAAAAGUUUAACUAGACAUAAACGUGUGGAGCAUCAAUUCCAAUCAAACACACAUCAGUGUCACUGUGGGGAGAUAUUUAAACGAAAAGAUACAUUGAAACGACACGAACGACUCCAUGAAGCUCCAAGUUAUAAAUGCAGUCAAUGUAGUGAAGCAUUUUAUAGAAAGGAUAAACUAAUGGCUCACCAGAGAUGGCAUCCAGUACAGAUGGGAUAUGGCCCUGGUAGUUCUACACCAUCUGCUCCUGAUCAAACAACAGGUUUUACAGUUAAUACCCAGGAUUUAUCAAAUGAUCAAUCUAAACAAACAUCAUCAAUGAGUCAAGAGGAACAUGUACGAUCUCAAGGUCAACCAUCUUCAGAUACUGAUCCACAAUUGGCCAAUAUUGAACCCGAAGCAAUGUCAUCCACUGACUCUGAUGAGGGAGAUUGUGAUUUUGAAGAUGAGAAUGCAUUAAAUGGAUCUCUGAAAAAAGUAACAUUAAAGGCACAAGGAUUAUCAAAAUUUGAUCCAUUACGAUUAUUCAAAGAGAGAGAAGCAAAAGUGAAAGGUGUUCUUCUCAAACAAAUGAAAAAGAAAGGGGGUAUCAAAUGGUACUGUA